Hipposideros armiger (great roundleaf bat) is the source of this 4025-nucleotide messenger RNA. Its product is annotated as tripartite motif-containing protein 47-like. Gene Ontology annotation, molecular function: zinc ion binding; protein binding. The record is from RefSeq and is a predicted model, not a curated record. The transcript is spliced from 7 exons. NCBI's taxonomy places the organism in Eukaryota, Metazoa, Chordata, Mammalia, Chiroptera, Hipposideridae.
AUGCGACGUGACCAGCACGGGCAGACAGCUGCUUCUAAGAGGACUGGUGCAACCCUCCAAGGCCCCUCAGCUCCUGCCUUGGCUUCUACAUGGCUUUGCUCUGUCUUCCCGGGGCUAGUCCAGGACCAUGUCCCAGCCCCGCAGCCCCCUCCCCAGCCCUCAAGACCUCCCCAAGGCCAGCUCCCAAUAAGUACCAUCAGCAAUCUCUGCACGUUUGAGGAUCAAGUCGUCUGUCCCAUUUGCCUGGAGGUGUUCCACAACCCAGUCACCACCGCCUGUGGCCACAACUUCUGUAUGACCUGCCUUCAAGGUUUCUGGGACCACCAGGCUACCACGGGUGAGACUCUUUAUUGCCCCCAGUGCCGAGAGAGCUUCCCCUCCAGGCCGCGCCUCUGCAAGAAUGUCGUCCUGGAGGAGAUGGUGACCUGCAUCACCCAGGCCAGGGGCCAGACCUUGGGGUCCUCUUGGAACUUGGCUGGGCCCAGGGACAUGCCCUGCGACUUCUGUGGCCCCCAGAAGCUCAAGUCAGUCAAGUCGUGCCUGGAGUGCAUGGCCUCCCUGUGCGAGAAGCACCUGCGCAGCCACUUUGAGGACCAGAUGUUCCAGGGCCACCGGCUGCUGGAUCCCGUGUGGGAUCUCAAGAGCUGCUUGUGCCAGAAGCAUCACAAGCUGCGGAGGCUGUACUGCCGCACGGAAGGCUGCUGCGUGUGCGGGACCUGUGUGCUGGAGAAGCACAAGAACCACGACACUGUCCCCCUGGGGUAGGAGCGAGCCCACAAGGAGGUCGAGGUGCGGCAGGUCCAGGCUAACGUGGAGAACCAGAUGCUAAUGAUCACCUCCGACAGCCGGAAGCACCGAGGGCAGGUGGCCUUCCUCUCGAAAUUGAUCCAGACAACACGUGAUGAGGUGAACUACUGCUUCUCAGAGAUCAUCCGGGAGGUCAAACAGCUGCAGAUGAAGGUCUUAGAUUUUGUGGAUACAGAGGAGGCAGCUGCCCUGGGGAAGGUGGGCAGCACCGUCCAGCAGAGCCACAACCGGCUCCUAAAGCUGGAGGGGACAACGUCUGGCUGCACCCUGCUCGCCAACCAGAGUGACCAGCAGUUUCUGCAGGAGUUCCCCAGGCUAAAGCACUUCCCAGAUUGCAUGGAACCCCUGAUGGGCACCAACUGUGAAGAGAAGCAGAACUUUCUCCAGCUGCCAGAGACCCUGGCGGAGUUCCGGAGCCAGCUGGUGGAUGUGGGUCUCAGCUUUGUCAACCAGCUUCUCCUGCGGGGCCUUAAAAUGAACUCCUAUGAGGUGCUGCCCCCAGCCGUGGACAGGAAAACACUUCUCAAGUCUUACUGCAACAUGAACUUCGACCCCGCCACGGCCAGCGAGGAGCUCUUCCUGUCCAAGGAGACUCACUCGGUGCUGAACCUGGGCAUCCUCCUGGAGCGCUAUGCCGCUGGCUGCCCCUUCCCGGGCUCCAAGCACUGGCUGCAGGUGCUGUGCUCGCGCAGCCUGUCCGAGGGCCGCCACUACUGGGAGGCCGAAGUGACCAACUCGUGGGUGUGCCUGGGCGUCACCCACCGCCGCAGCGCCCCACUCAGCGGCCGCCCGCCCCGCAACAUCGUCUACCUGCUGGGCCGCAACCCGUACUCUUGGUGCCUGGAGUGGGACUCGCUCAAGUUCUCCGUGUGGCACAACAACACGCAGACCGUGCUGCACGGCGGCCACCACCGCACGCUCGGCGUGGCGCUCGACUGCAGCGCCGGCUGCCUGUCCUUCUACGGCGAGGCCGGCAGCGUCAGCCUCAUCUACCGCUGCCUCGCCUCCUUCCUGGAGCUGCUUUACCCGCCGGUCAUGGUCUGCAGCGGCGCCUUGGUCACACUCAAGCAGGUGUAGGCGGGCGGCAAAUAAAAGCUGGACUUCAGAGCUGGCUGGGGCGCCGCGGGGAGGGGAACCCGGGAGGGUGGCCGGCCCUCGGGGUCACCUGACUGGGGGUUAAGGGGUGGGUGGUGAACCUGCCGUGGAACCCGCUGGCUGGACUUCUCCUGCGGCACCCACCCGCCCAGUGGCCCUGGGAACCCCAGAAAACAAGCAGACCUGUCUGUCCCCCCCAGCUACAGAAGGCGCUGGACUUUCCCUGGGACCGGGGACAGUCCUGUGGCCUCUGGAGGGGGCAUUUCUGACCUGGGUGCACAGCCUAUCACCACUCCCAACUACCCAGAACCAGUCAGAGGCCACUGGCCUUGGUUAUCCAGGCUGGUCCUGACCAUUCAGCACCAGGGAGGUAGGUACCUGUCCCCAAAGGUCUCGUGGCCUGAGCAUGGGUGGGGCUUGGACCAGGUGGCUUCUCUUGGGCUCCUCCCCCUCAGGUGGCCAGACCGAGAAGUGGCACUUACAGAUUGGGGUAGGGGUUACUGGCUUAACUGGGGGCUAGAAGUUAAACAGAAGAAUGCAGGCAGAUCUCAGACCCAAACAGAACGGCUGAGGGCCUAGGUCCAGAGCCGGGCUGGGGCUGCUGACCCUAUUGCUCAGAGCUAAGCUGCUUACACAGCUGGUGUUUUAUAGCCCAGAGGUGAUGUGGAGCUGAGGCUAUCCUGGGUUGGCAAACCUUAAACCACUCUGUGCCCUCCUCAGUGUUCCCGAAAGCUGCUUUCCCCGCCCCCAGCCCCAGGCCCAGCCCAUUCAACUGCCAGAGGGUAACACUGUGGGAAGACAAAGGGACUUCCUCCUCGCCCAGUCCUCUCCUGUUCCACCUGCCCAGCAGGGUGUGUAGAAAUCUGCCUGAGAGGCUAGACCCCUGCCAGGCCACUGCCCUGCGACCCUGGCAGGAGCAUGACUGGGGACACCCCUCUGGGGAAGCUGCCUCUGAAUUUCCAGCCUCAAUCAGCCACUUGUUCCCGUAGCUUCUCAUCCGGGGGUUCUCAGUAAGGUUAAUGAUUGGCUCUGAAGAGUUGAAAUGAUACAAGCCAUGGAAGAAAAUCCCUAGGGCAAUGUAGUUCCAGACACAGGCCAAACGGUGCCCCAAGGAGAUGUGCCUGAAUUCCAUCUCCAUGGGGCCUGUUCUGGGGGGAUUAGUCGCCCUCAUUUCUUGUUUAGGAGGUGGUGGUUUGGGGCGGCACAACAGGGGCACCCUUUGGCUCUUCUGAGCAAGCCUUGGCUAGGGUCUCUCCCUGGCCUUCCUCCUUGCAGACGUCCUUCAGCAGCAAUCCCAACCACUUUUCCCCUUGGGCUGCUGCCCGUGUGGAUGGGCAGGAAUGAAAUCGAAACCUUUCCCUGAUAUUGAGGAGAAAACUUUCACACCGAAAUACCUAAUUCUUGCCUCCCCACCCCACCCUCAAUCCUCAUUCUUCUCAGAUCCAGGGGUUGCAGGCUUCGGGCAAGGUCAUGACGCUGAGGAGGUGCAUGCGUGAUCCGAGGGGACAGGGGCCUGCUCUGGCUAGCUGCGUGGGUCUCAGCGUCCUUCCACGUGAGGGAGCUGACAAGGAGGGGGCGUGGCCCUGGCCAGCUCCUUCCGGCUUGGAGGAACAUGUAGUUCCAGAGUAGGGUGGUGUGUAAUCCCCGAACUGUGACACCCUCAGGCACAUGGUACAAAAUCACAUCCGAAUGCAAGAGGAAUGUCAUUGGCUUUCUUAAAUAGUAGUUCCUCAUUUAGAGCUCCUAGGCCUGUAGGGGUCCACAGUGAUAGUCCUGGGGGUCCACAAAUACUUUGUAGUAUUUCAAAAAGCCAAAUGGCAAGCAGGCGUGCAUGUCAGUGAGGUUGGCCAUCAAACCAAAAUGUCAGGGUUGUUUGCUCAUGACUCAGCAUUUGCCUCAUAGGAAAACAUCACAGGGGGGACCUGUGGGUGCACAUCAGCCAGUGCUCUUGGAUAAUCCACAUCAGUGAACCCUCCCGCUCCCCUUUCCCCCACUGUAGAGAAACCAGGGAGGGGACCGUCCCUGGAACGCUGCCCACACACUUGCCAUGCCGUCCGGCUCCUGCCUUAGCACGCAAGGAAUACUUUGUUUAGUAUGAGUCCAAACAGGCUGUAAAACAAUCU